This is a messenger RNA of Acanthosepion pharaonis, 2955 nucleotides long. NCBI's taxonomy places the organism in Eukaryota, Metazoa, Mollusca, Cephalopoda, Sepiida, Sepiidae. The record is from the annotation of a GenBank genome assembly.
AUGGCAUCAAGUCUUGAAACGAUCUUUUGCAUCUUCGCCCUCAGCAGAUUCUCUCAAAUUCUUGGCGCCCCUGUUACCUCCUCCGAUUACAAUGUUCUCAUGAUGCAAACACCGGUUCCUCAGUUCCUGGUUUCCAAUUCCAGUAGCAGUAACCAAACUAGCAGCAGAAGUCCCACGUGUCAGCUAAAGAUUCUUAAUCAUAAAUUUCAAGAAUACUUAGAAAACAUUAAAGAUAACGAUGUAGAAUUGGUUCAUAUAUAUACGUUCUUUCCAAAUUACACAGUCACUCCUUUCGGGGCAUAUGGCGAAUACUAUCGACCAAGUGAAUGGUACCUUAGUACUUAUACGCAAGGAUUAACUCUCUUAAAGUUACCAUUCCAGUACGACGUCUACUCGUUCUCCAUACUCAGUUUCGGAGUCGAUGAAAUCGGCACGGAGAUUCAAGAUUUCCCGCAAGGAUGUCUUGGAGAACUGCCCCAGGAGGAGAGAAUGUUUACAGUACGGCGUUUUAUGUUUGAGAUUCUUAACAAUGGCAAGCCAAUGCCAACGACCUCUCUUUGUAACCUCGUGGUCCGAUCCGUCGACGGCGCUGCCCGCUUCAUGACUCACUGUUGUAAAAUAGACGCCAAAGGGAACAUUGAGUGUAAAGACGAUGAAGCCGGGAUCUGGAUCUCAAUUCUCUACUGGCUCCUGUCGGGCCUGUAUCUCGUGUUUUUUCUCUGCUCCCCGCUUUUUCUGCCACAGAGCAUGUACAACGCUGCUUAUGUCAUGUCGGAAUACAUGGUCAAAUUGAAAGAUCCGGUACGAAUGAAGUUAUAUGUGUCCGAUAGUUUGGACUCUGUGGUCAAGCAUCGCUGGCGAUUGCUCGCUUCAGACGUCAAGACGUGGAAGAAGUUUGUGAAUACUCUUCAGUUUACUCCAGUCAACGAGACUGUUCCAAUCCAGGUGUCGGAACUCCAGAUAAAAGUGAAAGGCAAACGGAUUUUCGAAGGUAAUUCUCCGCCUUCGGGCCUUCUUCAAAGUCUUUACGAUAAUUUCAUUCGUUGUAAAGUUAAAAAUAUUAACCCUUUCACUGACUGUUGCGAAAGCAGUAUAUACGGGAAGUGCGCGGAUAAGUUUAUUAAUUACAAUAUUACCUGGCAUACUUGUAUGAAAAUAUUCAUUAAGGUUCUUCUUCUGAUUCUGCUUCCAACGCCAUUUUAUAUACGGGUGUUUGUUUUUUAUUAUUUCGAGAGCGAACGUUACAAAGAGAGGCGGAUCAAUGCCCUGAUUAACCGGCUUGAAACGGAGUAUGAUUUUAAGACGGACACGUUCUUGCAAUACUUGACGCCUGUGCACCCUGUGUUUAUUACAGCUUAUUUAAUAUACCUGCUGUCGGGUGUAAUCAUCAGUUUUUCCAAUGAAUCAGCUCGCGAGAAAAUGAAGAACGUGAUUCGCGGUUCUUUACAAAAUAUGCGUGAGGUUACGUACGUCAGCGGCGUUCAAAUGCUGACAAGACUAGCGCUUAACCCUUUCAAAACUUUCGGCAUUUUGGGUUUUUUAAUUGCCCCAUUUUAUUGGAUCCUUGUUGUGCCGUUGGGGUUAAUACUCUUUCUUAUCUAUAGUAUCCCGACUCUUUAUCUUGUUAUUGCUAUCUGUCGGCACAGCUUUCAGCAAUUCCCCAUCUUUGAGAAGCCUAAAUCUUUUAUCCCAAAAAAGGCGUCUGCGAAGUUUAGAUCUUUAACCAGCAAACUCGCCGCUAACCCUUUCGCUGUUAUUGACAAACCGGAGAUGCAGCCGACGACCAGAAAAGAACAAAUGCUUCGAACAAUAUAUUUAAUACUGGCCAUCAUGUUCUGCCUGUCGGGGCUUUUCGCCUACACGUUAAUACUCAGCGAAUGUCUGAUAUUCUUCCUGAAAAUCGCUGCUUUUACCAUGAUGGGCAUUAUCGUCAACGCCGGUUCGACUCUCAAAUACGUCACAAUGGCGAUGCUGGUUCUUCUUUACAUGCACGACUGCUACCAGGACGUUUACCAAAAUUACGUGACCUUCACUAAAGAAAUAAUCGAAAUCCUCACCGACAGAGCCGAAAACAUCAAAGAGGUAGCCUCGUUGUCAGCCGACGAACAAAACAAUGCUGCAUUUCAGGUCACCCUACCCAAAACAGCGACCCCUAUUCGAACAACUUUUAACAAUGAUAAGGGAGAACCCAGAUGGAACUGCGGGCACUUAUCGCUGUUUUUGGACAAAUACGACACCCCUCGGCUACCGCUUCGAUUGUUUCAGAGAAUGUGUGAAAUUCAAACCUGGGGUUCUCCGGGACUCGUUUCAAUAAAUCUUUUGCGGGCCACUAGGAAGUUUUUAACUAUCGUCAUAUUCCUGGCUUUUGUGCUGGUUGUCGUUCUGGCGUUUGGUAAUGUCUACCGGGUAUCAUCAGCUAAUCAAACGCUGGCCACAAUGGCCGGAGGAUUCGUUCCGCUACUAUUGAAAAACGUUUUCUCGUCGCGCGUCGUCAAGCUCAACUUGAAAACUCUCAGCUUCAAGGGCCAAAUGGAUGAAGUGCUGACCGCUUAUUGCCAGAACUGGCCGAUUAGUGAUUUCUCUUUUAUUUGGGGCGAAGAGCUGGACGAAGCCGACAAAGCGGUGGACGAGACGACAACGAGUGAAAAUUCCCUCUCGAAGUCGAAGAGCGACUUAAGCACACCCGAAGAUGUCGGUUUUGUCAACGGGACUCAUCGUAAAUUCAGCGAAAUUGGUCUCUCCCUUUCGUCAGUUCAGCAGCCGGCUUCUGACGCUGAAGAAAUCGUUGAUAUCUUUAUCGACCUCACGACUGGAGUGAAUGAAAAUACGUGGCAUGAGACUCCGCCGGAUACACCUGGCGGGUCUUACACGAACCUUCACACGCUGACAAGUACACCGAUGAAAUUCCUGAUGUUGGCUAACGCUGUCGACACUUUUGACGUGCAGAUAAAAUAA